AUGUCUCCCAUGGAAGUCCACACCGGCCUCUGGUGGCAUAACGCCUUGCCAGCGCUGAGUCGCUGGCAACUGACACUAACAGACAACCAAGCAUUCGCGUUCAUGGCCGUUGUCGCCAUCUUCGUCGGCUUCACCCAGACGCGUUUCUGGAUCAUCUUGCAGCACGCUCUCGACCGGUGGGCUGGGCCACAGCUGCAGCUUCCUGGCUCAGAGCGACCGAUCAAGAAACUCUCCCAGGCCCAAGCAAUCGCUCGACUCCUACGCUCAAGCCGCCAUUCGGUGACUACAGACAUGCAUUACGUUCCCCCAAGUUGUGGCAUAGCUGCAAUCAGCAACAUCGUCGGAUUUCUUGCACUUGGAGCUCUAUUGCCUUGGGGUUUGGGCGCAAGCGUCGAGACACCCAUUGUGCAGUCCAGCACCAACGCUACACAGUGCCAGGCGGGAUGGACGAAUCCGCAAUCUCGCUUCAGAGGUGCUCAACUGGCGCAAAGUCUCUACUCGCAGUGCUGGGCGGAGAAGGCCAAUUCGUACUACCAAUGCAGCAACACAGUCGCUGGAAGCCGUCCAAAAGUGGUGGUCAACGCUAAUGUCUCUUGUCCAUUUCCAGGCGACAUCUGUCAAGCAGCUCCCUCUCCCAUCAGCUUGGAGCAUGACCUCUCAGCAUCUGAUCUCGGCGUGAACACCAAGGCAGACUACCGCAUCAAACACAAAUUGACGUGUGCGCCAUUGAAAACGGACGACUUCAUCGCGAACUCCUCCGACCACGGACCCUUCUUCUUCAUCGGCGACCCCAACUGGAGGAAACCCGACCCUUCCAUAUCCUUGGAAACCUCAAACGGUCCAAACCGACACUCGACUGCAUACUCCGGCCCCAAAGUCACCACGGGAAGCGGUUUCCGCGUCAAGACUCUGCUCAUUCCCGACCAACGUCCUGGUCGCCAGCACGUCCAUGUCAACAACAACUCCUCACACAGUCCGCUACAACUCCAAUUGCACCCCAGCCUUCGACUCCGCAUCGCCCAAGUCUUCGUGGUAACGUUACGGGCCGGAGGCACAAAGUACAUGUCGCCGCUCCGGGACCCGCUCUUCGCCUCGCACGACGUCACCCCUCGCCGAGGGUUCAACCUGUCCGUCCCGGACUUCGAGCUCACAGCGGUGGGCUGUGCGGAGCAAUACACAGUUUGCAACGGCCACCCCUACAACGACUGCGAAGCGUGGCACAUGCCCAACCGCCUGCAGAGCAGUCCGUGGCUGCAAUCUCUGCAGCAGAAGCUGGUCGAGACGCGACAACAAGCCACUGCCGACGACAUCUUCCCCGUCCUCAACCGCUUCCGCGAGACCGGCAGCGUCGACGCCUAUUUCGCCGCCAUGGGCGGGGAGCCCAAACUGCUCGCCACUCCUCUGCAAUGGGGCAGCAAUGGGUACUUGACGACCCGAUUAUCAGCCAACCAAUGGAUCAAGGAACUGUCGGCAUGGUUCGAAACAUCCUUGUUGUGCGCCCGAAUCGAGCUUCUCGACGUCGCCAAAAGGACCCUGCCUCGGACGAGCUGGGGAUGGCAGAGGCACGACCCCCGCUACCGCCACGAUGUCUGCAACAGGCUCCUGCUUCCCAGUGAAGACCACACCAACAUUGCCUUUACGCCGCUGCUCAUUGCUCUUUCGACUCUUGCGUUUGUGUCCUUGAUCAGCUAUGACCCCGUCCGCAACGCUGCUGGAAACGUCGUUGCCGUCUCCCAACGGCUUCUCGCGUACAUGCGCCUGGCGGUUCGAUCUGCGGCCAGGCUUCGACACCGGGGAAGCCUCAGGAGCUGGGUUGAUCAUUUUCAGGCGCUGCGUUCGUGGGGAGGUGGCAAGACUCCGGCUUCGGCGCAGCGGCACAGCACGUCUCCGCUUGAGUUCGACCCUGUAAGACCAAUUGUUUCCGGGUCGAACGUUGGGCGGACUACUUGA
This is a messenger RNA of Cyphellophora europaea CBS 101466, 1950 nucleotides long. RefSeq lists its product as uncharacterized. NCBI's taxonomy places the organism in Eukaryota, Fungi, Ascomycota, Eurotiomycetes, Chaetothyriales, Cyphellophoraceae. The coding region runs from base 1 to 1950 and encodes 649 amino acids. The transcript has a single exon. The record is from RefSeq and is a predicted model, not a curated record.